AAUUAAGACAACUUUUGUCAGUAUGUCUUUUCUUGGGCUACAAAAACGUACAAGCGCUCCCUAGCAUGCACAUCGCCAUAUCGAUAAGAGAUCACUAGAUCGAGCUCAUGACGACAUCUAAGAAGAAGCUCGUUUCCUCGGUCGUGUUGCUCGCUGCAGUGAUCCUCCUUGCCGCGACGGCGGCGGCUGAGGGCGCCGACGACUACGGAGAGUGCCGCGUGGGGAAGAAGAUCCCCUACAACCCACUCCCGGGCUGCCGAGAGUACAUCACGCGCUGGUGCGCCGUUAGGAAUGACCCCAAGAAGCAGCUGGUUCCAGAUGAGGUGAAACGCCGGUGCUGCGGCGAGGUCAGCGAGCUGCCCAAGGGCUGCAGGUGCGACGCGCUGGGCAUCCUUGCGAACGGCGUGAUCACGGAGGAAGGCGUCAAGGUCGGCCGGAUGGAGGCUGUGCCCGGCUGCGACAGGGAGACCAUCGCCUUCCUGGCGUCCGACCUCAUGGAAAUUCGUCAUUGCUACAUAGGCUAUUCGUGCCCCCUCUUUGGUGGUGGCAUGGAUUAGUUUGGUGGAUCUAGCGGUAGCAGUACCGAUCGAAUAAAUGUUGCAUCGUCUACCGAUGGUUAGCUAGAUGCAUUGUCCAUGGUAAAUCAGAAAUGAAAGAAAUACAUCGGAUCCUCUCUUCCUGCAUCAA
Molecule: messenger RNA, 687 nt
Organism: Brachypodium distachyon (stiff brome)
Lineage: Eukaryota; Viridiplantae; Streptophyta; Magnoliopsida; Poales; Poaceae
Product: 17kDa alpha-amylase/trypsin inhibitor 1
Exons: 1
Coding region: 108-557 (149 amino acids)
Molecular function (GO): serine-type endopeptidase inhibitor activity
Source: RefSeq, a predicted model, not a curated record